Molecule: messenger RNA, 1828 nt
Organism: Nicotiana tabacum (common tobacco)
Lineage: Eukaryota; Viridiplantae; Streptophyta; Magnoliopsida; Solanales; Solanaceae
Product: protein WHAT'S THIS FACTOR 9, mitochondrial
Molecular function (GO): RNA binding
Source: RefSeq, a predicted model, not a curated record
CGUUUCGCAAACCCCUUCCCUGACUUCUUUCCUCCCCAUCUGCAAAACCCAGAGCUAGUUCCAAUCCCUCUAGCCCCCAAAACCAUACCUUAGUGCAUAUGCAACACAACUUUCUCACUCUCAAACACAAACCCGCAUAUGAAUUUGAUAAAAAAAUCUCUAUCCUCAAUCCUAAAAUCCAUAGCCACCCAACAGUUUGCAUCCCAUAGUCACAACCUUCAGCACCACAGAACCAUAGUAAAAGUCCGUUUAAAAUGGGUGAAAAACAGAGGUUUGGACCACAUAAUCGAUGUUCAAACGGAUCUUAAAGCAGCUUGUUUAUUAAAAGAAGCUAUUGUUCGUUCACCAGUUGGUUAUCUAACUGCGAAGUCACUUGCUGACUCACAAAAAAUUCUUGGACUUACAGUUCCUACACUUAGGUUUAUUAGAAGAUACCCAACUCUUUUUGAAGAGUUUCCUCACCCAAAGUACCCAUCUUUGCCUUGUUUUAAACUUACCCAUAUUGCUAAAAUUCUUCAUGAUCAAGAACUGAAGGUGUUUGAUGAUAACCACACUGAUUUGGUUCAAAGGCUUUCCAAACUUCUUAUGAUGACAACUAACAGAAUGGUUGCGCUGCAGUCAUUACAUCCUUUGAAAUGGGAUUUAGGAUUGCCCGAUGAUUUUGAUAAGAAUUUAAUUAGGAAAUUUCCUGAUCAUUUUAGGAUAGUUAAGGGAACGAAUGGAUUGGCUUGCUUAAAGCUUGUUCAAUGGCCAGAAGAAUAUGCUGUCUCCGAGUUGCAAAAGAUGAAUGAGAAGAGCACAAUAGACGAUGGAAGCCCUCCUGGGUAUAGAGAAUUUAAAAGGGGCAAAGCUGCAUUAGAAUUUCCAAUGAGUUUUCCAAGGGGAUAUGGGGCACAGAAGAAGGUCAAAGCGUGGAUGGAUGAGUUUCAGAAGCUGCCUUACAUCUCACCUUAUGAGGAUUCAAGGGGAAUUGACCCCGAUAGUGAUCUUAUGGAAAAGAGAAUAGUUGGGGUUUUACAUGAGUUUCUAAGCUUGACACUAUACAAGAAAACAAAGAGAAAUUACUUGAGGAGCUUGAGAGAGGAACUAAAUCUUCCACAUAGAUUUACUCGAAUAUUUACAAGGUAUCCAGGAAUAUUUUACCUCUCAUUGAAGUGCAAAACAACGACUGUGGCGUUGAGAGAGGGGUACCGUCGUGGAAGACUUGUAAAUCCGCAUCCUCUGACUCGCCACAGGGAUAAGUUUCAUCAUGUUAUGAGGACUGGGUUAAUUUAUCGAAGCAAAGGAAUAGACAUUUUGCCGCAACUAGACAAUGUAGUUGAUGAAGAGGAUACGGGAGAAGAAGAGAGUGAUGAAGAAGAGAUAGAAAUGAAUGAUGAAUGCUACGAAGAUGGAUCUUCAGAUGCAGACACAGGUGGUGAUGAAGGCUAGCAUCCCCUGAACAGAGGCAAUUUAUUUCUCGGAAAUAAUACAGAGAGGAAAAGCUCUUGAGGAGCAGGCAUUUUAUGUUAACCUUGGUACCCUAUUAAGUGGAUUAAGAUGCAAAAAUAUCCUACAAUUACAGAAGAAGAAGUGGAACUGUUGACUACAAGUGGUACACCCUCUGCGGGAGAAAUUACAAGAUAUUUAUACCUUGUACUUUGUGAUAUACAAAGAUAAAGUUCUCUUGAAUAAACUGUAAUUUUGAAUUUAGAAUCAUUCUUCUGUCAAAUGGUGAUUUGUUUCUAAUAUGCCUACUGAUAGAAGCUGGCAGGAUUUCACGGUUUAGCCUGUAAAUGCUUUUUGAAAUAGUUUGGUAAACUGCUGCUGUUCUUUUUGUGCGGUUGAA